This is a messenger RNA of Polistes canadensis, 3078 nucleotides long. Its product is annotated as neuroligin-1-like. The record is from RefSeq and is a predicted model, not a curated record. Lineage: Eukaryota; Metazoa; Arthropoda; Insecta; Hymenoptera; Vespidae. Gene Ontology annotation, cellular component: synapse; cell surface; postsynaptic membrane. Gene Ontology annotation, molecular function: signaling receptor activity; neurexin family protein binding. Gene Ontology annotation, biological process: modulation of chemical synaptic transmission; postsynaptic membrane assembly; neuron cell-cell adhesion.
GAAGAGGAAGAGGAGGAAGAAGACGAAGAAGAAGGAGGAAGAAGAAGAUGAUGAUGAUGAUGAUGAUGAUGAUGAUAAAUUUCUGCGAUAUAAAUCAGAAAUUAUAUCGAAUAAUAAAUGUUCAUUAUUGUAUCGUAAUUUGCCGAGGGCAAUUUUAUUCGUAAUAUAUUGUUGCCUCUUAUGUGCAAUACAAUGCAGGGAAAGUCUUGCCGACGCUUUGCCGGCCAAUCAAAAGUACAGUACACGUACGGUCACUACUAGAUAUGGUAUUUUGCGAGGAGUCAUCGCAAGAUCAUCCCCCAACGUCGAAACUUAUUACGGCGUGCCUUACGCUACCCCACCUCUUGGUGCAUUACGAUACAUGCCACCGGUUACCCCAACGCCCUGGCGCGGUACCAAAUUCGCCGACACCUUGCCACCGGCUUGCCCGCAAAAUUUACCGGAAUCGGACGAGAGUUUACCGAAAUCCAGGCGCGCUUAUCUGCAAAGGAUAGCACCUUUGUUGACGAAUCGAAGCGAAGACUGCCUCUAUCUCAAUCUAUAUGUUCCAAAACCCCUCCACGGUAGUACUACGGAUUUGCUGCCAGCGCUUCUUCUCAUUCACGGUGAUUCCUAUUCGUGGGGUGCCGGAAAUUCAUUCGAUGGGACCUCUCUAGCCGCUCACGGACGUCUGAUCGUCGUUUCCAUCAAUUUUCGCAUUGGCGUACUCGGAUUCCUAAAAACCGGAUCGAAAGGAAGCGCUCAAGGAAAUUACGGAUUAAUGGAUUUAGUAGCUGGACUUCAUUGGUUGCGCGAAAACAUCGAAGCUUUCGGGGGUGAUUCAGAAAGGCUUGCAUUACUUGGCCAUGGUACUGGUGCAGCUCUUGCAAAUUUUUUAGCCGUCUCACCGAUGGCCAAAGAAUUGGUCGAGAGAGUGAUACUACUCGGUGGUUCGGCCCUUUCACCAUGGGCAAUACAACGGGACCCAUUAACGGUGAAACGUCACGUUGCCGAUCAAACCAGAUGUUCAUUCGUCGACGAAGCAGAUGAUAUUGCACCGUGUCUACGUUUGCGAAGCCUUGAUUCUCUUUUAGAAGUUAAACUUGAUCCCCCAAGAUUCACUUUCGGUUUUGCACCAUUCGUCGACGGAGCCGUCCUCCCGCAUCCGAUAAAUCAGAACUUUCAGCCCACUGCCUCUUCCGCGGGAUUGAUGCCCCUAGUUCCAGGACCCGGUGCGGAAUUUGCCAAUUUCGGUGAUCGGGAUCUUUUACUCGGUUUAACGUCUGACGAAGCUUGGUUAAAUCUAACCGAUCAAGAUCUACAGGAGAUCCGAACCGUGCAAGUUCUUUGACAUCCGAUACGGACAGUGAUCUGACGAGUCCACCCUUUUGGGAAUCGUACGAUUCGAUAAAUCAGCUUUAUCUGGAGGCAGGUCACGUGACCAAGUUACGUUCCCACUAUAGAGGUCACAAGAUGUCGCUUUGGUUGAAUUUGUUACCACAGUUGCACCGGCCAGGUUACGAAUUGAACAUGCGUCAUCAUCAUUUGGCGGACAGUCCGAAUUUAUACGAGGGUGCUGUACGCCCGCAAAGUCUGGCCCUGCCGUUGCCUGCACCACCAUUGCCAAUGCCAUCACCUACCGAGCCCUCAUCGGUUUCCCAUACGACAUCUACCACGGAGUGUACGCCUAACGCGACCACAACCACCAUAGCUAGUACUACGAAAACAUUGCAACAAUCAAAUUUAGGACCGGGACCUAACAAUCUUUUAAGAAAAUUAACCUCGAGUUAUUAUCAAAGUUAUACAACCGCCUUAACAGUUACCAUUGCCGUUGGUAUAUUCCUAUUAUUAUUAAACAUCAUCAUUUUCGCUGGUAUUUAUCAUCAACGUGACAAGAACGCGUCCGGUACAUCUGGAUUAUCCAGUUUUGGCGAUAAGAAGAAAGAGGAGUUAUUGGAGGCUGGUUGUUCAGGUAUCGAGAUAGGUGGUAGUGGUGUUGUUGUUGGUGGUUCUGCUAAUAAACAAAGAUUGUCUUCGAUGAAUCUGAUUGAUUCGCCAGGUUCGAGUCCGCAAGGACACAAAGCUAAACUCGUUCAAGAAUUGGAACUUCAGCUUCAAGAAUUUCAAUGUUCACCACCACCCGGUGGUGGUAAAAGGAUCCUCGAGCCACCGUCUUAUAGUAGAAACCCGUGUGUACAAAGAACACGAACACCAUCACCUUGUAUAGAUGCUACCAUUGCUAGGAUGCAAGAUGACGAUCACAUGAUCGAUAGUGGUGUACUUGACAGUGACGAUGACGAUGACGAUGACGAUGAUAACGAGGAUUUACCGGAACCACCCCCACCCCCUAAAGCACCAGCACCAAAUAUCGGCCUCGCUUGUCCUGGGAUUUUACGUCAACCCGGGACACCCGGUAGCGCUAAAAAACGCGUUCAAAUUCAAGAGAUAUCAGUUUGAUGAUCGAUUAUUAUGCGUUCCCUGCAUUCUCAACGAUCCGAGGAGAAAAAAAAAUUAAAUAAAUAGAGAAAAAAAAAAAUGAUGAUAACUAGAUAUUAAAGUUAACGGAGAAACGGAGAAGAAAAAUAACGAUGAAAAAAUAAAAAAAAUAAAAAAAAAAAAAAUGAAUACAAUCUAGAAUAAAAGUUCGAUUUAAUAUGUACUCGACGGUGAGGAGGGAGGCUGGCUUUAAAACAAAACCAAAGAAAGAAAUGAAGAAAAAGAAACUAAAAAAAAAAACCUUUGAUAAUAGUCUGCAGAGAGAGAGAGAGAGAAAAAAACAAAAAAAAAAAAAAAACAAAAAAAAUACGAAAGUGUGUUCAGUAGUUAAAUUACGUUUCGAGAUGGAGAAAGAGAAGAGAGCUUAACGGUAACAAUCUAAGUAAGUAAUUUACAAAACAAAAAAAGGGGGGGUGGGUGGUAAAAAAAAAAAAAAGAAAAAAUUGCUAAACAAAAAGGUACAGUCGAAUGAACGACGACGAAAAGAAUUUUUGUGUUUGUCGUACGUUGUGUGUGUGUGUGUGGCGGGGGCAGGGCAGGGGGUGCGGAGAAGGGGAUAAUUCUGGGACAAAGAAUUCUAUCGUCUCGCUAAAAAAGAAAGAA